AAGCUGUUAGAAUUAAGUUAAUAUCCGAGUUUCCAAAUUUUGGUGGAGUUUUUGAAAGUUUUCCUUCUUCUGGUCAACCCAAACUUAUUCCUUUCCAAAAGAUUUUUGUUUACUUGCAAACUUUAUUAAAAAAAAAAAAAAGAGGAAAUCAGAAAUUGCCCAUUUUGUUUAGUGUUUAGUAUUUUUUUCUUCUUCUUUCCUUUAACUUUGCUAGUCACGUUUUCUUGUUUAAUCACUUGAUUCAGAAUACUUUCAUCAUCUUCUUGAGAUAUUUAAUCCUUAACUUGGUAGACAUGGCGACUGAAGAAGAAGCUGAUGAGUACAAUAUUUCUGAAGUUGAUUGGGGUGAAGAACCGGGAUACUCAUGGGAAGAUCAAAACUGUGGAGAUGGCUCUGAAGAAGACUACCAGUGUAGAGAGUCAAGUGCUGAAGAUGGAUAUGAGGAAGAACCAUGUCGUGGGGAGCUUGAUUCCAAGCCACAAGACCGCUACAAGAACCAUACCAUCAACAAGAGCUAUUCUAAACCUUGGAAAAGAGAACUACUCCAGAUGGGAGGAAGACAUGGAAAAUUAUUUUUGGGAGUACAAAGUUCCUGAACAUAAGAAGCUGUCCAUAGCCUUAGACACCCUUGUAGGAGAAGCUUACCAAUGGUGGCUUCAAGAGGAAGAAUGUCGCAUCUACUUCAAGGAACCAACCCCACACUGGGAAUAUGUCAAAGAGCUGAUGUAUGAGCAUGUCGAGAUGAGGAGAUUACCCCCUAGAACCUGUCCUAAACGUUUUGUUAAACUGAAACCGAGACAACUACAUGAGCGUGAGGUAACUUUAACUUCUCACUAUAAUUCAUAUGAUCAGUUUCGUUUGUAUAAGUUUUCAGGAAAAGGUGAAGACCCUAGAAACUAUCUUCAGUGGGAAGAGGACAUGGAAAGGUACUUCAAGUGCAACUCAAUUCCAAAAGGAGAAUACUUGUCCUAUGGUCUAGGACAGCUCACUGAAAAGGCUCAACGGUAUUGGAAAAGAGAAGAGAAGUAUAGGGAACAAUUUCAAGAGCCUCCUAUACGCACUUGGGAGCAAUUCAUAGGGGUCAUGAGGGAUAUAUUUGCAACUUACAUCCCUACACAACACGCUCAGAAGGUGUCUACAAAGAGAGUAGUACAACCCCAAGUCUUGCAGCCGGCAAACCAGAGGCAAAGCUCAAAACCAGUGCAUACACCUCAUGUAAAGCACAACCAAGGUGAGUACUCUAAAUUUUUAAAACCACCUGAGGUUAUUUGUUAUAGGUGUCAAGGCCAAGGUCAUCUUGCAAAAGAUUGCCCCACAAAACGAGCUGUGAAGAUGGCACUACGUGAAGCAAGAGAAACCAACUUGGAGGUAAGUGAUUCCUUUACUAGAAUAGAUAAAAAGUUUGAUGAUCUUAUCAACUUGAUUAAAGCUGGAUCUAAUUCUGUUUCUAGUAAUUCCAUGACUGUCUUAACACACCUGUCUAGUGCCCAAAAGGUUAAAAACAUUUCAGGUACUAACAUGGAAAUCAAGGAACAAGAACCCAACCUUGCUGCGCAAGCAAGUUCAACACUUGAAAAUUCUCAAGUCCCAACUAAUGACAAGGUGAUUUCUGAACUUAAUGUGAUUAAUCUUAACUAUCAAAACACUGGGAUGAUGCACUUGUACUCUGUCCAGAAUGUUUAUGAAGGUCGAGGUAAUGAGGAGACACGUCCAGAAGCUCAACAACAAGAGAAUAAUGAGCAAUCUAUCCUAGAGACCUCUACACCAGCUGAUCAUGCUUUAGAGGUAGCAAAUACCGAAGCUGAAUCAAUGCAAGAUAACCAGGUAAGUGAAGCUCUAAAUAUUACUCAAUACUAUUUUUUUGAAUCCUCCACUUCAAGUAUGAAACACUUGCUCUUGCCCAUAAGUGAUGAUUCAGGUAUAGGUACAAUGGAGAAGCAUCCAGAACCAAACUCACAACCUUACACCCAAGCAGUGGUCAAUGGAGAAACCAAGUGUGAAAUAGGAGAUUUCAAAAAGGAGACCACGUUCUUGCCAAGGGAAAGCAUAGACCUACCAUGGAAAGGGGUCAUAGCUUCCCUACUGAUUAAAGAAGAACCACCAUAUGGACAAUGCAUCACAAAACUGUCCAUAUACCAAGGUAAGACCCUAACUUGCUCUAUCUUGGUGCAGGUAAAUUGGUUUUGAGGACAAAACCUUUUGAAGAGGGAGGGAAUGAUGAGGACCUCAAGUCAGUAGCUGGACCACCAACUCAUGAGAUCAACCAUACAAGCUACAUUGGAGCCAGCAGCAACAUAGGUUCACUCAAAGAAGGAUAUCCGGACCCAAAUGAAUCCAAAUUGAUUCAUUUCCAAAAAUUUAUAAUAACCAAACAUAGUUUAAUUUUAAAAUCCAAAACCCGAUACCCGUAAAAAAUGAUCUUUAUUGGAACGUAUACUUGAAUGUUAAUGUCUAACUGAUUAUGUAACCAAAUAAAAACAAUUGUGUUAACCGGUUUAAAUUCUUGUCAUUAAUGGAGCCAUUUCAUUUAAACACGUGAUAUUAUUAUGGUUAAUACGUAAAAUAAAUAACAUCGAAUUGUUAUGGUAAAUAUAAUUAAUAAUGUAGUUUAGAAGAGUGAACAAGAAUGUAAAAGAUGUAAUAAAAUACUUAAAUGAAAACAAUAAAUGAACUAGUUAAAAUUAGUAAAAUAAAUAAAAAUCUGUAAAAAUCCACUUGAAAAGACAAGUAUUAUUUUGUACUUCAGUUUUAUUUUGUACUUUGAAAGCGCGGGUAUUGUUUCCUUUAAUAUAAUAUUAUAUGAAAAUAUGUAUAUUUGGGCUGUAUUUAUAGGAGAUUAUAUUUCUUAAUGUGUAAUUUUAAAUCGAGCACAACAAUUGAGAAAAUUAUCAAAGUUUUUGACAUAAUGAUAAUAGGGGAAAUUUUACUUAUACACUUUUCUUGAUACCACUUUUCAUUUAUACCACCACCACUCAAAGGACAUUUUCAUAAAUACCACAUUCAUUAAUGUGUAAAAGACUAAACUAACCUUACCUUAUCUUCAAUCUAUCGUCUCCUUCUUCUCUACCGUCGUGAUCCUUCUUCUCUCUCCGUUUGGAUCCACCGUCUCUCUCCGUCGGAUCCACCGUCCUUCUUUUCGAGAUCCAUCAUAUCUGUCCCCGUUGAGAUCCUUCUUCUCUCUUCGUUGAGAUCUGUCGUCAUCUCCGUCGAGAUCCGUACGUCGUCGUCUCCGUUGAGUUCCAUCGUCACUCUCUCUCACGUAUCUGGUGAUAAGCAAUUACGAGAAUCACGAUUCAAAACCUCAAAGAUGUUGGCUCCUCUCCACGAUUCACACUGGUAUGUUUCUAAUUUGUGUUUUUUUUUUGUUCGAUUCAAGUAAUAUUUUGGAUUUGUUCUUUCUGUUAUAAAAAAAAAGUCAACGAAGGUUGGUUUACAACAGGUCGAUCUAAGAGAAAGAGUUUCGAUAGUGAACAUUGAGUUUUCAAAAAAUUAUAAACCUUUAUAAAUCUGGGUUCAAGUAAUUUUAGGAUUUUCUUUCCUCUGUUAUUCAAAAAACAAAUAAGAUUGAUUUAGACUUGUCAUUUGAAUAGUUCUGGUUAGGAGAAAUAUUUUCGGAUAGUGAACAUUGUAUUUUAAAGAAUUAGAACCUCUUAUAAAUCUGGGUUUUAAGAUAUUGUUGAUAGUACAACUCCAUGCUUUACAAAGUUUUAUAAAGAAGUUUGUAAACAAGAGUUGAUCAUAUAUGUCUAUAAAAAACAUAUAAAUGUGUGAAUUUGAGAAGUCUUGUCUUUUAUUAUCCUAUAUUCUUUGUAAGACUGUUACCAAAAUACAUGAACAUUAUGCUUGGAUAAAGUAUCUUUAGACCAUGAUUAAAAGUUAACAUCAUCUUUUUAUUUCGUCUUGCAGUUAGAUAGCAAUGAAUUUUGCACAUCUUUGAGAUUGCGUCCGAGGAUUGAUGAAGCUAGAACAGAACCACUAGACAAUCUAAAAGUGAUUAUCCAAUCGGUGUCUUGGUCAAUAAUGUGAAGCAUUUUAUAAAAGAUUAUAAAUGUAGUUUUAUAAGGGUUUAUAAAUUAGAAGUUUGUAGAGACUUAUAAAACGUUGUUUAUUCUUUAUUACUUCUUAUGGUUAAUACAAUGCUUGGAUUUCCUGAUGAAUACAAACAUUUGGUGACCCCAACACAUCCUGAUCUUGAUGAAAUAGAUUUUAACAGUGCUGUACAAUUAGUUCAACAAAGAUAUAAAAUGAAGAAAAUUUAAUGGGAACAAGGAUUUGUAGAUAUACUUUUUGCAACAUAUGAUAUAGGAAAAUAACACAUGAAAGAAGAUAAAAAUGAAGAAAAAAGAAAGCUGAAAAGCAAAUAAGAGUUUGUAAAUCAUUUAUAAAACGGUUUGUAAAGUUUAUAAGCUAUUUAUAAAGGUUUAUAAAUUAUUUGUAAGAGUAUCUAAACCAUUUAUAAAGGUUUAUAGAACAAUUAAUAAAGUCUAUAAACCAUUUUAACUGUUUAUAAAAACAUAAUGAAAUUAUAUAAACAAUUUAUAAGGGGUAUGUAUACAAUUUAUAUGGUUUAUAGGUUUAGGAAUCAAUUAGAAAGUCUCUUAAAUAAUUUAUAAGAGUCUCGAAUAAUUAAUGAUGACUUAUAAAAAUCAUUUAUAAGAGUUUGUAAAAUAAUUUAUAAGGGUUAUAAGGAUAUAUAAAUACUUAAUAAGAGUUUAUAGAUCAUUUAUAAAAUUUUAUUUAAUUUUUUAUGAAUUUUAUAAACCUAUUAUAAAGGCUGAUAAAACAGUUUAUAAAGUAUAUAAACUAUUUAUAAAUGUUUAUUACAAAAAUUAUAAAAGUUUAUAAAUAAUUCAUAAGGGGAAUGUAUAUAAUUUAUAAGGUUUAUAUAGGUAUAUACAUGUUUAUAAAUCAAUUGGAGGUCUUUAAAUCAAUUAUAAGAGUCUAUAACCAUUUAGAAAGGCUUAUAAAACAAUUUAUAAAGUAUAUAAACUAUAUAUAAAUGUUUAUUACAAAAAUUAUAAAUGUUUAUAAAUAAUUUAUAAGGGGUAUGUAUAUAAUUAUAAGGUUUAUAUAUGCAUAUACAUGUUUAGAAAUCAAUUGGAAGUCUUUAAAUCAAUUAUAAGAGUCUAUAACCAUUUAGAAAGACUUAUUAAACAAUCUAUAAGAGUUAAUAAAAUAAUUUUAAAGUGUAUGUAAAUUAUUUUCAAGGUUUAUAUAGGUAUAUACAUGUUAAGAAAUCAACCGGAGGUCUUUAAAUCAAUUAUAAGAGUCUAUAACCAUUUAGAAAGUCUUAUUAAACAAGGUGUUAUAAAAGAAGUUCUUAAACAAGAGUUCAUCGUAUAUAUCUAUAGAACAACAUAUAAACGUGUGAACAUGAGAAGUCUUGUGUUGUGUUAUCCUAUAUUCUUUGUAAGACUGUUACCAAAAUACAUGAACAUUAUGCUUGGAUAAGGUAUCUUUACACGAUUAAAAGUUAACAUUAUCUUUUUAUUUCGUCAGGCAGUUAGAUAGCAAUGAAUUUUGCACAUCUUCGUGAUUCAUCUGAGGAUUUAUGAAGCUGGAACAGAUCCACUAGACAAUCCAAAAGUGAUUAUCCAAUCGGUGUCUUGGUCAAUAAUGUGAAGCAUUUUAUAAAAGAUUAUAAAUGUAGUUUUAUAUGGGUUUAUAAAUUUGUAAAUUAGAGAUUUGGGAGACUUAUAAAACUUGUUUAUUAUUUGUUACAUCUUUUGGUUAAUACAAUGUUUGGAUUCUCUAAGGAAUACAAACAUUUGGUGACCCCAA
This is a messenger RNA of Brassica napus (rape), 5781 nucleotides long. RefSeq lists its product as uncharacterized. The coding region runs from base 316 to 2187 and encodes 623 amino acids. The transcript is spliced from 2 exons. The record is from RefSeq and is a predicted model, not a curated record. NCBI's taxonomy places the organism in Eukaryota, Viridiplantae, Streptophyta, Magnoliopsida, Brassicales, Brassicaceae. Gene Ontology annotation, molecular function: zinc ion binding; nucleic acid binding.